CAUCUUGAUCACAAGUAUAAUCCAUUGUCUCUCCUUUUCGAAGUGUGUAGCGUAGAAGUUGUGCAAAGGGUAAGGAUCAAAGAAACUCGAAGCCUCUUUCUAAAAAGUCCAGCUAUAUUUCUGAAAGAUGUUCGAGAAAAUUCUAUCCGCUUCACUCAAUGUUCGAAGUUUCCUGGUCCGUCUUCUAUAUUCAGAAGGUAUAUUUCUUCUGACACCAAAUUAUCUUCUGGAUAUGAAUCGUCGUCUAACGAACCUGGAGUCGCAUCCUCUUCUGAAAGCGAAAACGGUAUUCGUAAAUUCCCACACUGGGGCCAAAGUGUUGAAAGAAUAUAUCUUAUACGAUAUCGACAGAUGGGGGAUGAUUAUCUCAAUUACAGAAUAACUCAAUAG
Molecule: messenger RNA, 390 nt
Organism: Paraglomus brasilianum
Lineage: Eukaryota; Fungi; Glomeromycota; Glomeromycetes; Paraglomerales; Paraglomeraceae
Source: the annotation of a GenBank genome assembly